AUGGACCAACUAGUACAGAGCGACCUGCCUGUCUUUAACUGGGGUGAUUUCACCGAUUUCCACCAAAGCCCCCCGUUAUUACCGGAGUCCGGCACCUCUGAGGUCACCUCAGUACUCUCAGCCCGCUCCUAUCUCCUGCCCGAAUCACAUAACCCACAGAAUGCUCAAAGUAGUACGCCGUCACCCGGUCGUAGCGACUUGGCCCUUGAGCUCGCAUCUUCCUUCAACCGGACGGACACAAACCAAACACCCCUCUCUAAACCAAUGAAACCACGGCCACAGAAACGCCAGCGAGGUGGAUCCAAGAAGGCCGCGCCAGCGAAGGACCGCGGAGCGCCCCGAGGGGCUGGUGAGAGCAAGGAAAAUCCCGAAGAGCGUCGUCGCCUGCAAGCUCGCAUGGCACAACGUGCUUAUCGUUCACGGCAGCAGGCCAUAGUGGACGGCCUCAACAACCGCAUCUCCCUUUUGGAGACCUCAAUGGAGAAAAUGAGCUCUGCUAUGUUGUCAUUUAGUGAGCAUCUGGUCCAAAGUGGGCUGCUUGGGUCACAGCCUGCUCUGACGGCGAAUUUACGAGACACCAUGAAGGUCUUUUAUACCAUGGCAGCCGGAGUAAGCCACGACGACGAAGAUGACGGUAUAAUGGACUCCAAUAAGACAAUUGAAUCACCACCAGCCUUGCAACAACCCACAAUCGAACGCCCGCCACCACUGGGUGGCACUGGAUCAUACCCUAACAAUGCUGUCCUGCCAGAUGCUGACAAUACACCCGGGAUUUCAAUUAUGGAAGUGUCCGCAUUCAUCCAGAAGCUGCUCCUAGUAGCCCUCUACCAGGGAUAUCUCGCUCUACGCGAUCCGUCUAUUGGGAUGGAUCGACUCCAACGACCCUUUGGGCUCAUUUUUGGUAUAAUGGACCGCGAACGCCUGACAUCUCACUUCAAAGCGGAGUUUUAUUCUCUAUUAAACCAAAGGCCGCUAGACGGAUGGGAUGAAGUCCCCUUUUUCAGGCUGGGGGGUGCGGGAACCCAUUAUCUCCACGCGAGGAGCACCGGUGCCUUUGCCUCUUAUUACCAGAGCGGGCCCACCGUGGAGGACCCCUUGUCACUGGCCACGGCAGAUUUACGAGCGCAGUUAGAAGGGGAUUGGUUUGACUUGCAAGAUCUGGAGGGGUAUAUUCGAGAUAAGAACGUGCUCCUGGUUGCGUCAGCGGGUGAGCCAACGACAUCCUCAAAAGUACCGACCAGUAUCAACGUCUCACGCUUUAUAUCAAGUAAGUCCGCCUACGGUUUGUAA
This is a messenger RNA of Aspergillus puulaauensis, 1290 nucleotides long. Its product is annotated as bZIP transcription factor. Gene Ontology annotation, biological process: regulation of DNA-templated transcription. Gene Ontology annotation, molecular function: DNA-binding transcription factor activity. The record is from RefSeq and is a predicted model, not a curated record. NCBI's taxonomy places the organism in Eukaryota, Fungi, Ascomycota, Eurotiomycetes, Eurotiales, Aspergillaceae. The transcript is spliced from 2 exons. Bases 1 to 1290 code for a protein of 429 amino acids.